Molecule: messenger RNA, 1059 nt
Organism: Cornus florida
Lineage: Eukaryota; Viridiplantae; Streptophyta; Magnoliopsida; Cornales; Cornaceae
Exons: 3
Coding region: 131-748 (205 amino acids)
Biological process (GO): thylakoid membrane organization
Cellular component (GO): chloroplast thylakoid membrane
Source: RefSeq, a predicted model, not a curated record
CCGUAGUUAAACUCUUCAUCGUGUGUAUCGAUCUUGUCCUCAACCUGCGCCUUUUUUAUAUACUAAAUUUUACUUCUAGAGAGAGAAAAAGAAAGAGAGAGGAAGCUAAAGGGAGAAAGAGAGAGAAAGAAUGAGUGGGAGUUUUUCAGCAUCCCCACCAUCAGCUAUAUAUUCUGGUAGUAUUCAAUCAAAAACCCAAAUUAGCCGUUGUAUCAAUCGCUCAUGGAGAUCCUCAGUUCCUACUCCUCCUUUGUCACGUGACUAUUCUCUCUUUUCCUCAGAUUUCAAGCUCAAACCUGUUAGCUUCAGGUGCAAUGGCAGCACCAGACCUGGUGGCCCUGGUCCAGGUGAGAAUGAUCCUAGAAGUGUUCUGGAUGCAUUUUUCUUGGGGAAGGCUCUAGCAGAAGCACUCAGCGAGCGUAUUGAGUCUACAGUUGGGGAGUUUUUAAGUUCAGUGGGUAGGUUGCAGGCUGAGCAACAAAAACAAGUAGUGGACUUUCAGGAGGAGGUGUUGGAAAGAGCUAAAAAAGCAAAGGAGAGAGCAGCACGUGAAGCCAUUGAAGCACAAGGGCUCAUUCCCACGUCAUCUACAGGGUAUUCAUCAAAGGUCUCCGACAGUGUUACUUCAACACCUGAACCCACGGCUGAUGAUGCUGCUGCUCCAGCAAUUUCACUCUCAUCCAACUCGAAUGACUCCCCUACUGAAACAAAUCCAGACCCCAUUAUAGGGGUAUCAAAUGACGAUUGAUUGUUCAUCUCCAUGUAUGAGCAUGUAUUCCCUACUCGCAGUGCAUCUUUCUCUUUCCAACAAAUAACGUCAUCAACUGUCCCAUGUCAUAUGCUUUUUUUCUUUCUGGAGUUACUGCUGCAGGAAAAGCUUCUUGUUAAAUUUUCAAAAGAUAAGUGAAAUCGAAAGAAAUUAUUGUAACCUCGUGUCUAAUGUGGAUUGUAGAUAUAUGCUACAAUAGUUUGAUAGCGUGUAUUUAUGUAAUGCAGCAUGGGUACAACAUGAGUUUUGGUUCUAUGAAUAUGAUAGUGAGAUUUUAUGGGCUUCAACAA